AUUUUACAAAUAAUAAUAAUAAUGGAUUAUUUAACGAACGAAACGCUAGAAAUCGACGAAAUCAACCGUAAAAUCGUCGAAUUACAAUUGUCCGUAGAUAACACUAAAAAGGAAUUCGUGAAAUACACAGACAAUGUUUACAUUAAAUACAGUUCGAGUGGCCGCCCGAAGAAGAAUCGCCAACUCUACAAAACAGCGAAAACUUGCCAAGAGGAAUUGAACAAUUUACGGAAGGAUAUCGAAGAAUUCAACACAGCAAAUCUAAAUCGAGCCGAAGAAUCAAUAACCGAAAACUUACGCGAAUUAAACACCAUCAAUUUCACUCUAAAAGUCCUAUCGAACGUCCGCAGAAUUAACGAAAAACUCGACGAAUUCGACUCGCUUUUGACCGAAAAUCGAUUCUUAACUUGCAGACAAACUAUCAAAGCCUUGGAAAAUCUAAUUCAACAAAUCCCCGAUGAAGAAAAUUUACUCGUUUCAAACGAAUUCCGAGCAAUCGUCAACGAACGAAACACUUUACUAUCCAACAAAAUAAGAUGGAGCUUCCAAGAACACGUAAUAACUUGCAAAACCGACGAAACCAGCACAAUAAGAAUCAAUACAAAUGUACAAUCUUUACAAGAAGUCUUAUCCGCAAUGUUUUACGAGGAAUCCGAUACGUUUAGCGUAACUUCCUUCGCAAAGUUCUUAUGGAUUAACUUCUUUACUAUAAUCGUAGAUAACUCAACGGAGGUUAAUCGUAAAGAGAUCGACACUUUCGCUGAAUUGUCUAUUAAAAUAAUCGAUGCAAAUAAGAGACCCAAGUACACCGAGGUAUUCCAAAACAUCCAUCAAGUACUCCAGUAUUUAAUCGAGUACUUCAACUCCACGAGCAUCGAGUACAUCGGAGGGAUUAUACGAGACAAUUUAUCCGAAUUGAUCAUCAAAAAUUGCCUAUCGUACACGAUACCUUCGACUGUAGAGGAAUUGAGACACUACAACAAAGUAAUCGAAGAUGUUAAGGAGCUCGAGAGGGUCCUAAAAGAGAGUAAAUUCUUCGCAAACGAUACUAGUUCGUUGCUAGAUUACGCUAGUAACAUAGACUUCCAUUUUAUCAACAAAAAAUGCCAACGAUAUUUACACGAGUGCACUAUUAUCAUGAAGAAAGAUCUACACGAUAUGCUCCCCGUAGAAAUCCAAUCGGAGCGAUGUUGCAUAUCGAAAUCUGUUAUAGAAUUGAUGGAAUAUUGUGAACGAAUCCUCGUAGAAGCCUCGCAAGGUUCCUGCAUAUCGGCCGGUCGAUUGUUCACAACCUGCCGGAACAUUGUGAACAAAUACGCAACGUUUGUUCCAGACUAUCACGCUCGAUUGCUCAAAACCAUUCCCCAACAAGUGGCCCUAUUCCACAACAAUUGCUCGUACAUAACCCACAAAUUGCGCGAAUGGAACGAUUCGUAUAUAAAGAAACUGCCUUCUACGUUAGAUGUAUCCAGCAUAGGUUUCCUAUCGGAGAUCGAUACACUCGAACGCACCGGUUCGAGCAUGUUUAACGAAUACGUAGCGAACCAAUCGAAGCAAUUAGUCGAUAUAAUGAAAGACAACGGACUAGACGGGGUGGUGUUAGAGGGCAAUUUGAGCCCCAAAGCGGAGAAAUCCGUGAGGCAGUGUUUGAGGCAACAGGAGCUGCUCAAAACCGUUUGGUACAAGGUACUCGAUAACAAGAUAUACAACGAAACCAUCGGUUCGUUGUUGAACGUGCUGUGCGCGCGUUUGAUCGAGUCCGCCGUGAAUUUCGAGGAUAUCUCAUCGAAGGCGGCCGAGCAAUUGCAGGAAUUGAUCGAGAUGGCGGUGAAUCGCGGGGGGAAGUUGUUCGGGGACGUUGCGGGGGAACCGGUGGUGUACGAGCACGUGCCGUUGUGGGGGAAAUUGAAGGAGUUGGGGUUCGUGCUGGGGGCCGGUUUGAAAGAUAUCGAUGACCGGUGGGCUGAUAGAAAGGGGCCGUUGGGGGUGCAUUUCGAGCCCGUGGAACUCAAGGGGCUCGUCAGGGCGCUGUUUCAGAACACCGAUCGGAGGGCGGCGCUGUUGGCUAAAAUUCAAGAAUAAAUUUGUUUUGUUGUGUUAAUAAAUAGUUGGUUUUUCU
Phyllotreta striolata is the source of this 2119-nucleotide messenger RNA. Lineage: Eukaryota; Metazoa; Arthropoda; Insecta; Coleoptera; Chrysomelidae. The record is from the annotation of a GenBank genome assembly.